Messenger RNA from Pongo pygmaeus (Bornean orangutan), 2466 nucleotides. Its product is annotated as ankyrin repeat domain-containing protein 30B-like. The transcript has 6 exons. NCBI's taxonomy places the organism in Eukaryota, Metazoa, Chordata, Mammalia, Primates, Hominidae. The coding region runs from base 99 to 788 and encodes 229 amino acids. The record is from RefSeq and is a predicted model, not a curated record.
UGCUGAGGCACAUGCCUUGGGAGCUAAGUGGCAGCUAUACUUCACCACUAUGGCAGUAAAGAUGACUAUAAAGACGGGUGGGGGAUGGAUCCUUUCAAAUGUACUUGAGCUGGGAUGCCCAGCUCAUGGAACGCACAGCAGGAGGUGAGCAGUGGCCGUUGAGACUAUAUAGUUGCAGGAAAACAAUGUUGGGCUUCCCACUGAUUCUACAUUAUGAAGGAACAUCUGAAGGAACACCUGACGAGGCUGUACCCUUGGCGGAAAGAACACCUGACAUGGCUGAAAGCUUGGUGGAAAAACCACCUGAUGAGGCUGCACCCUUGGUGGAGGGAACAGCUGACAAAAUUCAAUGUUUGGGGAAAGCAACAUCUGGAAAGUUUGAACAGUCAGCAGAAGAAACACCUAAGAAAAUUAUGAGGCCUGCAAAAGAAACAUCUGAGAAAUUUGCAUGGCCAGCAAAAGAAAGACCUAGGAAGAUCACAUGGGAGGAAAAAGAAACAUCUGUAAAGACUGAAUGUGUGGCAGAAUUAACACCUAAUAAAACUGAAGUUUUGGAAAAAGGAACAUCUAAGAUGCUCGCAUGUCCUACAAAAGAAACGUCUACAAAAGCAAGUACAAAAUGUGGAUGUGAGUUCUGUAGAGUCUAUAUUCAGGUUCAGCUUUUCAACAUUUCAAAUAUUUCAGGGUACUCUCUGCAGUAUUUUAGGGUGAAGGGAAGCAACAGGACCUUCUUAAGUGGUUUUUAUGCUGAAAAACAAAGAAUGUCAUUUUCCAGUGACACAGAUUAGUCUUUGAAUCAGAGAUAGAUAAUGGAGAAGAAACAAGUCUCACUCUGUUGCCCAGGCUGGGGUGCAGGUGGCAUGAUCUCGGCUCACUGCAACCUCCACCUUCUGGGUUCAAGCAAUUCUCCUGCCUCAUCCUCCUGCGUAGCUGGGACUACAGGCGUGUGCCAUCACACCCAGCUAAUUUUUGUGUUUUUAGCAGAAACAGUGUUUCACCAUGUUGGCCAGGAUGGUCUUGAUCUCUUGACCUCAUGAUCCACCAGCCUCGGCCUCCCAAAGUGCUGGGAUUACAGGCGUGAGCCACCACACCUGGCCGAAACUCAUGUUCUAUUAAACAUAUCAUUUCAAGGAAUACAUUACUCUUUAGAAUUCUGAUUACCAAAACUUUCUUCAAGUGAAAAGUUUAUGAAACAUUCCUUUUUAAAUUUUUUCUCUCUGUAGUAAAAAUGUUAUAGCUUUUAGGUAUUGGCUGAAGACCAUGUUUAACUAAUUGAGUGUCUUAUUAUAUAAUAAUGAAAUUAAAAUCUUUAUUACACAGGUAUUAACAAAAUAACUAAUUGUAAUGUAAAUACUGACCGGCAUUAUAGGAAUAUAUUAUGAACAGAAGUCUGUAUUUUAUGUAUUUCAUCACAUGUCUUAUAUAGCAGUUGUUUUUCCUUUUCUUUCAUGACUGAAGCUCAUACUUGAUUGACUGGUUAUGUCUCUUGUUUCUCCCUCCUCCUUCACCUUUUUAAAAAUGAUUUACCCCAGACUUUUUUCUCACAGAAUACAUUUCUUCAGGGUCUGCUUUUUAGGGCAUCUCUGUCUCAAUUGUCAGCAUACUUAUUUACAGGUUUCUAUUUAGUUGCUAUGUAUUAUUUUCAUUAAUCAAUCAUUGCCACCCCCCAUGAUUUAUAUUUUUUUCUCUGUUUCUUGGAAGAAGCAGAAUUUAUACAAUUAUUUAUACUUAGCUUUUUGCCACACAGAAUAGAAACAACCUAUACUAUUUCAAUGCAAACCCAGUUAAAUAAGGUACUAUUAAAAACUAAACUCUCACAUUUUUUCCAUACAAGAGGUAAUUAAUACAACUGUAAAUUGUGAAGAGAUAUUUCAAAAUAUAACAUGUAAUUUAACUUUUUAAGUUUUAAUUAUUUCUACAAUUCUAUAAUCUAUGUAACAGUAAAUUUUUGUCCUAGGUUAUUUUGGUUAAAAAAAAAUCUAAUGGAUACCACCAUAUUUGUAUAAUAAUAAAUUAGACGAAGGGGGAUGAAAGGAAAUUAUUCAUUGAAGAAGGGUAAGACAAACACAGAGACUACAUGAGAGAGUCAAGAUGAGGCAGACUAUUAUAAAAACACAGCAAAAAUAGUGGUUUAAAUGAGAGCAGGAACUCUCUAGAAUAAAAGAUAUAAAUUAUUUAAAAUAAAAAUUAAGAAAACGUAGCCAGGUAAGAAAAUACUGCUCACGUGUUUUCGAGUGGCCUAUAGCUGAUUUUAACAAAAAGCUGAAAGAAAAUAUAAAGACGAGUAUAGGUAAGAGCAAUUUGUUGUACUCUUUAAAAUACCUAGCAGAGAAUAAUUUGAAUGUUUCUAGCAUAAAGGAAAGAUAAAUACUUAAGGUGAUUAAUAUCUCAAUUAUUCUGAUUUCAUUAUGUGAAUGUAUUAAGUUAUAAUAUGUACCCUCAAAACAUAUACAUUUAUAUUGUGUG